Manis pentadactyla (Chinese pangolin) is the source of this 2953-nucleotide messenger RNA. It is a transcript of the gene CAMKV, whose product is annotated as CaM kinase like vesicle associated. The transcript has 11 exons. Bases 155 to 1645 code for a protein of 496 amino acids. The record is from RefSeq and is a predicted model, not a curated record. Gene Ontology annotation, biological process: peptidyl-serine phosphorylation. Gene Ontology annotation, cellular component: intracellular anatomical structure. NCBI's taxonomy places the organism in Eukaryota, Metazoa, Chordata, Mammalia, Pholidota, Manidae. Gene Ontology annotation, molecular function: ATP binding; calcium/calmodulin-dependent protein kinase activity; calmodulin binding.
GCCGGCGGGCGGCGGGAGAUGCUGGAGGUUCGCGAGCCGAGGCGGCUGCAGCUGCGCCGCUCUGCCCGGUGCCCGGAGCGGAUCCUGCCCGGCGCCCCGCGGAGCCCGCCAUCCCCUGCUGACACCGACCGGCGCUGCAGCUCAGGGCCUGGCAAUGCCGUUUGGGUGUGUGACUCUGGGCGACAAGAAGAACUAUAACCAGCCGUCGGAGGUGACUGACAGAUAUGACUUGGGACAGGUCAUCAAGACCGAGGAGUUCUGUGAGAUCUUCCGGGCCAAGGACAAGACGACGGGCAAACUGCACACCUGCAAGAAGUUCCAGAAGCGGGAUGGCCGCAAGGUGCGGAGGGCGGCCAAGAGCGAGAUAGGCAUCCUCAAGAUGGUGAAGCAUCCCAACAUCCUCCAGCUGGUGGACGUGUUUGUGACCCGCAAGGAGUACUUCAUCUUCCUGGAGCUGGCCACGGGGAGGGAGGUGUUUGACUGGAUCCUGGACCAGGGCUACUACUCGGAGCGAGACACGAGCAACGUGGUGCGGCAGGUCCUGGAGGCCGUGGCCUACCUGCACUCACUCAAGAUCGUGCACAGGAACCUCAAGCUGGAGAACCUGGUUUACUAUAAUCGGCUGAAGAAUUCAAAGAUCGUCAUCAGCGACUUCCACCUGGCUAAGCUGGAGAACGGCCUCAUCAAAGAGCCCUGUGGGACCCCCGAGUACCUGGCCCCGGAGGUGGUAGGCCGGCAGCGGUAUGGACGCCCUGUGGACUGCUGGGCCAUUGGAGUCAUCAUGUACAUCCUGCUUUCAGGGAACCCGCCUUUCUAUGAAGAGGUGGAGGAGGAUGACUAUGAGAACCAUGAUAAGAAUCUGUUCCGCAAGAUCCUGGCUGGUGACUAUGAAUUUGACUCUCCGUACUGGGAUGACAUCUCUCAGGCCGCCAAGGACCUGGUCACAAGGCUGAUGGAGGUAGAGCAAGACCAGCGGAUCACAGCAGAAGAGGCGAUCUCCCACGAGUGGAUUUCUGGAAAUGCUGCUUCUGAUAAGAACAUCAAAGACGGUGUCUGUGCCCAGAUUGAAAAGAACUUUGCCAGGGCCAAGUGGAAGAAGGCUGUCCGAGUGACCACCCUCAUGAAACGACUGCGGGCGCCCGAGCAGUCUGCCCCGGGCACAGACACUGCUGCCCCCGGGGCUGCAGGUGGGGCCACAGCUGCAAGUGGAGCUGCCCCCGCCCCUGGGGGCAGUGCCACCGUGGCCACAGUGGGUGAUGCUGCAAAGAGCAAAAAUGUAGCCCCUGCAGACCGUAGCGCCACCCCAGCCACAGAUGGCAGUGCCACCCCUGCCACAGAUGGCAGUGUAACCCCCGCCACCGAUGGGAGCAUCACCCCUGCCACGGAUGGCAGUGUCACCCCAGCCACUGAUAGGAGUGUUACUCCAGCUACUGAUGGGAGAGCCACUCCAGCCACAGAAGAGAGCACCGUGCCCACCACCCAAAGCAGUGCCACCCCGGCCACCAAGGCAGCCACCACUGAGCCAGCUUUGGCGCAGCUGGACAGCACAGCCCCAGGGGGCGCCACAGGCCAGGCUCCACCCUCUAGUAAAGGGGAAGAGGCUGCUGGCUAUGCCCAGGAGUCUUGGAGGGUGCAGACCAGCUGAGUGGGCAGGCUGGUGGGGGACAGGAUGGGUAGGAGGGUGGGAGAGUGGAUGAGGGGCUUCUCACUGUACAUAGAGUCACUGGCAUGAUGCCCUCACUCCCCCUGCCCCUGCCUCCCAGUGUGGGGCAUGUCGGGGGCCACAGGAGAGCAAUCUUGUCUCCUGUGUGUAUGUGUGUGAGCGGUGGGCAGGCCAGAGGCAAGACAGGCCCCAGCCCCUGCAUGGAUUCCUCGUGGCUUUUCUGUCUUUUGCUAGCUUCCCCAGUUUCUGUUCCUGGUGGGAUGCUGCUCUAGGGGUGCUCAGGAGGCCCCGGCUCCCCUUCCCCUUUCCUUCUUGCACCAUUCCCCCAGACAGGUCCCUCCUCUCCCAGGCCCUAACUUGGGUGGCCUUGCCCUGAGAGCUGGUCCUCCAGCGAGGCCCUGUCAGCGGUGUUAGGCUCCUGCACAAGAAGGUAUGUGCUUGGGGUAUGUGGGCUGCCCGAGGAGCGGACACGGCCUGGGACAGAGACUGCGGAAAUCCAGGGCUGUGCGCUUAAGACAAGAUUGGUCGCGUGGCUGGGGGCACUGCUGGGCAGCUGUGGGGCUCCUCAGAAGGGAGAAAGAAUGAGCAGGAGGGCGGACGCCUCCAUCUGUGCCCUGUGAUGCCCUGCCCAAGAUCCUUGUGCUACUUCCUGCCCUCCUGGGUCCUGCAGGGGUUGCCUGUGCCCUGAGCGGCAAGAGCCUGGCAGGGGCAAGGGGAGAACUGGGAGUGUGGCAGUGAGGACUAGGGGGGCAGGGUGCAGGCCCAGGACCCAGUGCACCCAUCUAACUGGGUCCUCACCCUGGUCCAGGCAGGGAGGGCUGAUACCCCUGGCUCUGCCCAGAUGGUCCAGUCCACAAUCCUCUUCAUCCCAGGGGGCCUGCUGCAUGGCAGUGUCCCAGUCUGAUUUGAGGGUUUGCCCUUCACAAGGGCAGAAUUCUACCCUCCCAAUUUAAUAGCAAAAUAGAGAGGAACCCCACUGUAUCUAUGACCCACUUCCUCUCCCAUCAGGGCUUAGGAAGGUGCCUAGGUGCCUCUGAGCCAUGCGGAGUCGCUCUUGCUGGUAUGAGGAAGUGGAGUAAGGCUCCCAUUUCCUGAUGGAGGCUCCUGGCAGGUGCCCUCUGCCAGACCCCACCACAGCCUGGGCAGGCAGCCACACGGGUCCCGGCCCUUGCCUGGCACUCGGUGGCAGCCCUGCCCAACUCCCUGCAUGCCUGUGGGUCUGCUCUGGUGUAUGAAGGUUGGUAGGCUGCGUGCCUGCUGAACCUGGCAAAUAAAUGUCACCCUGCCAAA